This is a messenger RNA of Adineta ricciae, 1602 nucleotides long. The record is from the annotation of a GenBank genome assembly. Lineage: Eukaryota; Metazoa; Rotifera; Eurotatoria; Adinetida; Adinetidae.
AUGAUGUUGCCUUUAACCUUACUCAUUUUUGUUCUAAUUUCGCAAUUCGACUCGAUUCAAUCCAGUUGUCAAAAGAACCCUCUCUGUCGUUACAAUGGCCACCUAAUGACCAUCACAUGUAACAGUAAAUUCGCACAAAACAAUAUCACAUUGCCUACCCCGGAUAUAUCAUGUUUUCCACCAGUUAAUACCUAUGUCUUUCUGAAUUUCGAACAAAUUCAAGCGUACACGUUUUACAAUUUGACCUUUCCGGCAAAUGAAACGUUUACGAUUAAAUUACUGAACGUAUCAACGAUUGAAUCUGACACAUUCUCCGAGACGAUUAGCCUACCGAAUAGUUCGCAGUUAUCCAUUGAGAUUGGAGAGGCCGGUACGGUAACAGAUAUCACCAUAAAACCGAAUGCAUUCAAUCAGAUUAAAAUUCACCGUUUACAUUUCUUGAACCUGAAUACUUUCAAUGGACACUCAACGUUUGAUACAAAUGCAUUCGGCAAUAACCUUCAAAUCGAUGUUCUGCUAUUCGACCAAUGUAAUCUAACGAGUUUUUCCAAUCUAUCAUCCAACACUACCGUUAACAAACUAAUCCUUCGAAAUUCCCCGUCUUUCACACAGUUAACCAGCAAAACCGUACCAUCAUUUUUACCCACAAUAAAAUCUUUGGAGAUCUCCACCACAGGUCUUCAGAGCAUCGAUGCACAUACAUUUCAAGCAUGGUCACUUAUUCUCGAAGAGUUCAUCUUGACCAACAACUCAAAUUUGGAAAGUUUCCCACCAGCUAUAGUCGAUGGCGUGUUAAUGAAAUUGAAUAAAGUAGAUAUAAGUGACAAUUCGAUCAAAAUGGUUGAUGCGAACUACGACUGGCUUCCAUAUAGUUACACAAAAGAUUUAGCUUUGAAAAAUCAACAGUUGGACUUAUUUCUUCGUUCGAAUAUGCUGAAAAUGCUGCCAUUUUUACAAAAGAUUGAUCUUUCCGGAGGUUAUCUCGGUGACGAUGACGAAAAUUUAUUCAAAAGCUUUUUUCCAAACUUGACGAACCUAACUUCACUCGAUAUUUCUUAUACAAAUUUAACUGAAACAAUGAUUAUUGAUGUUUUGACAAAAUUGAGUCAAACAACAACUCGAUUUGUCGAUAUUUACUUACGUGGUCAGCACUUGACCGACGAAAACUUCUGUUCUUAUUUUACUGUAUACAAAAAUGCACCUAGCCUACUCAACCUGUUUCUCGAUCAGUCACAUCCAUGCAAUUGUAUUGUGGAAUUAUUCUAUCGGGAUACAGUACCAGAAACAAGAAUUAACAACUCCAUGUCACAUCCAGCAUGUUUACUUGACUCCUCUCGACAACGAUGUAAUAUUCAAGCACAAAUAUCCGUGUCGAAUUGUCAAAUUGGUGCACAAAAACCUGAUACAUCUGAUGGAGAUAACGAUCUUGGAGAUUAUGCAUUUGGUGCUGUCGUCGCUGGCGUAGUCGUCGUUUUAUUAGUGAUGCUGUCACUUGGAUACGGUGUCUACCAAAUACGACGUCGGCGUAAUACUGUUCUUACUAUGGAACAACCGGUGGAGAAUCCUCAGACAGCUAUCGUUGAGGAGCGCUUGUCUGUGUAA